GAUCUCUCAUCACACACACGUCACACACAACACGACGGAGUUCUUCCUCUGGGUUGGAGUUGGACCAAUCGACCACCGACCAGUUCAGAUCAGAUCAGGCGGACUCUAGGACGUGUGUGGUACAUGGCUCCGGAGCCUCCGCGCGACCCGAACUACCCGAAGGCCGAAGAAGAGUGUGUCCAACUAUUUAGUGUAGUUUUUUUUUCGGGGGGACCAUUCUGAUCUGGUUGGUCCCGUGGUUCAGGAGAGGACGUCCCGCUCCGUACUUAGAUUCACAGUGCUUGAGUUUUUUUUUUCGUUGAAUCCUACAUUCAUCUAACAACUUCCGUGGGAGGAGAAAGAAGUGUGUGACACGGAGAAAUUGUGUGGUGGCCUUCUUCUAGUGUGUACGUCGGAACACGGGGACGGAUCAACCGAUAACCGAAGAGCGCGCGCUGUGGCAUCAUCAUAUGAGUGUGUGUCCGGGCUAGUUUCCUUGUUGGCCGUUCUUGGACGAGUUUUUUCCUUUUUUUUUUGGGGAAAACUUUUCAACUUCUAAGCCUAGGACUACUAUUACACCGCGCGCUGACGUUUAUUAAAAAAUUAGACAGUGAAGAAGAAACACACGCGGCUAGCACCAAGCUCUCUCGAGCAGUUCCUUCGGAAGUGUCCGGUGUUCCACGGAAGUGACUCGAAACUUUUUGGCAUCCGAAGAUGAAGGAUUAAUUCGCGAGUUUUAUGCCCAAAUCUACAGCGUGUGUGUUUUUCGUGGAAGCGGAAGCUCCAGCGCCACUAUGGCACUAACAGAGUAGGAGGCUACGGCCGUAAUUCAGAGACUUGUUCCCCGGCAACCACAAAUCUUCGAGUUUGCUUUGUUUUGUUAUACAAAAUCUUUUCAGUUUUUCCCUAAAUUAAAAAAAAAGUAACAAAACAAAACAAAAAAGUCGUCAAUGUAAAAUGCCAUAAAAAUUUGAAUUUUGAAUCUGGUUAAAAUAAAUACUAUAUUUGAGCAAAGUAAACAAAUCGAAAAUUGCAUGUUUAAGAGGCAAAACGGAAAACAAAACAACAAACGAAAAAAAAAACCAGCGGAAAGUUUAGAAUCAUCCAAUUUGUUUCGAGUGAGUGUCAUACUUCAUCAUUUCUACUACUACUACUACUACUACUGGAACAACAUCAGCGUACAGUUUGUUCAAAAUCGAACUAAAUCACUUACAUCAAGAUUUAGUUUGCUGAGAAAGAAAAAAGAUAAGAAAACGAAAAACACUGUGUUCCGAGUAAAAUUAAGAGGAGUGUAAUCUCCAGUCAAUCGAGAAAUGCAAUUUUUGUUCUUUUCGAGCAAAUCAAUCAUCCGAGCAAGUGCGUGAUUAAUAAACGAACAACAACAACUGCGAUCAUAUGCGACAGAAAUAAGUAAAAAAAAAGAAGAAGAAAGCUAUCGGGCAAAUGUGUUUGUUGCCGUUCAAGCGUCGAUUAGGUUAGCUCCGCCCACUGCGUUUUGGGAUUACGAGUGGACACUCCUCCUGAAGCUCCUCGAAAAAAAAACAGGAAAAGAUCCGCGAUCGGACUGAUUGAUUGACCGGAAGAGAAUAAAUGAACUAGUAAAAAAAAGAUCAGUGUUAUCAGUUCGUUUUUUUCGGAAGUGCGUGCGCGCGUGUGCGUGUGUCUGUGUGUGUGUGGGUGCGCGCACGUUAUUGCGUGUGAUGUAUUGUUCCGUUUUCGGCACUCUCGGUCAAACUGUCAAACGCCCGGCCAGCAAAGCAUCCACCGGACCGGGGUCCGUGCAGGUUUCGUUUUCACUUUAAAACGCACAGAUCAUCGGAACAAAAAACAGAAAAAAAAUCGAAAAAGCGGAAGUAACAUUCGUGUGAGAUGAGACAGGUUCAGUGACUCUUUUUUUUUUUUUGUCUUUGUUCGGCCCCGCAAGUGACCACUGUACUGUACUGAGAAUUGAAGUGAUCGCUUCGCAUGUAUUUUGCGAAGCGAACCAAAUUCAGUGCGUGCGUGCGUGCAAACGUUUCGCGAUCAUUCGCUUGCCAGUGCGGUGGUGUGACGGUUUUUGCCCGCUCGGAUCCUAUCCCCCCAGGAACUUCUUGGAACGUUGGAACUUGUUGCGUGUGUUGAUCGAGCCAUUGAAGAAGCAAAAAAGAAAAACAGCACCCGCACCACCGUUGGGGGGAAGUGAGCGUACUCCUGCUGUGCGUUGGGAUCAUCGCGUACGUCUCCACUCUAUUCCACAUCCCCCGGGCCACUCAGACCUCGACGAAUCCGUGCUAAUCCGGCGUGAGGGCGCGGUGUACGCGACGCGUUUUGCGUUUGCGUGAGUGCGUUUUUUUUUUGUUGUUGUUGUUGUGCGUUUGGCUGGUGCGUUUUAUUGUGCAGGUGCGCUCUAAGCCGGGUUCGUUUUGGACGGCUUACAGAAACAAUAUCCAAACGAACACACCCGAACCUUUAUGGAGUGCUGGACGGGUGACGCCCGCUUGGCGAGAUUUUGCGAUUAAGCAGCGUAAGCUGUCACCGACAUGGGCAGUGAGCAUUACUGCUUGAGGUGGAACAAUCAUCAAUCCAACCUGUUAGGGGUGUUUAGCCAAUUGCUGCAGGACGAGAGUCUGGUGGACGUAACACUAGCUUGCUCAGAGGGCAUCUCCAUCCGAGCCCACAAGGUUGUUCUAUCGGCCUGUUCCUCGUACUUCCAGACACUCUUUCUUGACCAUCCCGCGCGGCAUCCGAUCGUGAUCCUGAAGGACGUCCGCUUCGCCGAGCUCCGCACGCUGGUCGACUUCAUGUACAAGGGCGAAGUGAAUGUCGAAUAUUGCCAGCUGUCGGCGCUGCUCAAAACCGCCGAAUCGCUAAAGGUCAAAGGUCUGGCCGAGAUGACCAACCAGAACACCGCCCUGGCCGAACCAAAACGCGAACCGGAUCGUCUGAGGCCUCACAGCCAUAGCAGUGCCCACGCCACAGCCACCACCGCCGCCACCAGUUUGACUACCGCUUCCUCUCCUUCGUCAGCACUGGCAGCGACGACCGCCGGUAGUGCAACGGCCGUCUCACCGCAUCACCAUCAACAUCCGCAUCAUCACACCUCGUUAGAUUCGCCCACCAGCAAUGCUGCAACCGUGGCAGCAGUGGCUGCCUCCCUCGGCAUCACAGACCUGUCGACGAUAUCGAAAUCCCGUGGAUUGGACUCCGAUGGGCGAAGUCCUUCCCCAACCCGGUUGGAUCCUCCGUCGCCCACUCCUCUAGCGCUAUAUCCUCCCCUUAGGAAAAAUCGAGAUCACACUCAUACAUCUAGUGGUUCAGUAUCCUCUUCAGCAACUACGACCAUCACAACGGCAGCUGCAGAACGUUCCUCGGAGGAGCGGGAUCUUGCCGAUCACAAAAGACCCCUGUCGAAUAAUGGUAAUGCCUUUAGCAGUAGUCUAAACCUAAAUAGUCUGAGCAACACCGUCGAAGGGCUUAGCCAGAGCAGCAAUGCCGGAACGAACAAUGACAGUGGGAAACGGCGGACUAGAGAAGAGGACGAUGAUGAUGAUGACGAUGAGGAGGAUAACGAGGAGACUGGGAAUCAACUAUCGUACGAACCGGGAACUACCAACAGUGAACAGGACCAACAAAUGCACCAUUGCCCACGAUCAAGUGUCGAUGAGGACGGCCGACGCAGCUGUACUACCGUCAACAACAGCAACAAUAUGAAUACGUCGGACGAUGAGUACGAACCGCCAAUCAAGAUCAAGAGUGAAGCCGAAUUCUCCCCUCUCUCAGGACUGAAUAUGACUAUCAACUCGCCUGCGUGCCUAGCAAACUCGACCAGCGUCGGACUGGUGAACUCGUCCGCCGCCGGUCUUCUCGGUGAUCUAAGGCCUUCCUCGCGGGACAGUGGCGGUGGUCGUGGUGGUGGCACACCGGUGGCGUGCACUUCGACGACGUCGACGGUGAACAGUGCCGGAGGAGUGGGACUCGGUGGCGGUGGCAACGGAAGUGCCCUCGGACUGGAUCGAAGCUCACCACGAUCGCAGCGGGAUCGAAAUGAGCGAAGUACCUUCGGCAGUGGCGAUAUUCCAAGUCCCCUCUCGGAGCCCAUCGCUGGACCAUCCGGAAUGGGACCGGUGCAGCAGGUUCCUUUGUCCCUGAAGAAAGAGGCUGACUGGGACCGGGGGGACGACAAGUCGUCCGGUGACAGUUCCUUGGAUUUUCGGCACCCACACGAUUCGGAAGCAUCAGAACCGCACGCCGCCAGCGGUAGUGUCGUUGUCGGUGGCCUUUGUCCGAGUGUUCUCGGUGGGCCACCGCUGGGGCUCGGUAGUGGUGGCGGUGGUGGUGGCUGUGCCAGUGGACCGGAUCAGGUGCCCGGCGGUGGUCCUAGUUCGAUCUACCCAAUCUGUCCGUACUGUGGGGCCACGUUUCCACACCAGAGUAAACUGACCCGGCACAUACUGUCACAUUCGCUGGAAACACUGAAAUACCGCGAAACAGCCCACCUGAUACACCCGUCACAUCUGGCCAUUCUCCAGCAGCAACAUCACGAACUAACCCAACAGGCGCAACAUCAGCAGGCGGCAGCGGCUGCGGCGGCUGCUUCGUUGGUGCAGUCUCCGUCUCAGUCGCAACACUUCGCACCGCUCCGGACGGGGCCACCACUGGAUCAGCUGCUGGAACCACCGGACGGUGCCUCCCCGAUGGAGCUCGAAUUCGCAGCCGCCGUCGCAGCGCAGGCCGCUGCGGUUGCCUCCGGAAAUGCGGCCGCCGCCGAUCAAGGCAACGUGGUGCUGUGUAAGUUCUGUGGUAAAAGUUUCCCCGAUGUGUCUUCGCUCAUCACUCAUCUGCCGGUGCACACCGGAGACCGGCCGUUCAAGUGUGAGUUCUGCGGUAAGGCGUUCAAACUGAGGCACCACAUGAAGGAUCACUGUCGGGUGCACACAGGCGAGCGACCGUUUCGGUGUGGGAUGUGCGGUAAAACGUUUUCCCGCUCGACGAUCCUGAAGGCGCACGAAAAAACGCACUACCCCAAGUACGUGCGGAAGUUCCUGUCGCCAUCACCGAUCGACGGGAAGGAUGAAUCGCCCCAAUAGUGUGAAGAUCUGCACCUGCUGAACUUCCUCCUGCUCUACAACCUGCAGCAUCAUUGUGAUAUGUACGGCUUCACCUGAACGGCCUCCCCAAAACAUCCGCAACAAACACAAAACCAUGGGCGUCGGUUCACUUGAACCUCGCAGAAAUAGAGAUAAAGAUACCCAAACAUAAAUCAAGCAGGAUAACGGCAGCAGCAGCAGCAGAAGCAGUGGCAAUAUUGUGGGAAGCGACGCACAGGGAGGAGUCCCCGUACACUAAAGAAACUUUAAACUUACACAUACACACACUUGUAAUCUACCAUACGGGACAACAAAAGAAGCUAUUACGAAACUAAUAACCAGACAACCCCCUAAAAUACGCCCCUUACACGGAAGUGGCGGAAAUCCUCUCGCCCACCCCGACUCCUCAAAAGAUUGUUAGGAUGAACCACGCGAGUAAUGAAGCAAUAUAUAAAGAUUUAUUUUAUAUAAGCGAUAAUCUUUGAGGAAAGUUUAUACACAAAACCACACCACACACGUAUGUAAUUAAUAUUGGUGCUAUUUAUACCAAUAAAUUCUUAACAGGUAAGGCGCGAAAGAUAACGAACAAUACAAUAGACACAGGUUCGGGCUUACACACAAAGACGCAGAAGAAUAAUUUAAACAGAAACAAAAAUCGAUAGGAAAAAAAACAAACAAACAAAUAACACAACAUGAGAGGAUAUCAGCUGACUGAUGUGUGUGUGUUCCGUCAAUUCGAUGGACCCUUGACCCCUAGAUUGAUAGUAAGAUAACUCGGGCAAUUUGGCAGUGAAACUGACGAGAGCACUCUGUGAAAUAAGAAGAAAAAAAACACACAAAACGCGUGGUCGGAAAGCGGAAGGAACGGAAAGUGGAAACUACGGGAUCGAUCCCAGUUUUGGCAGUGGUUUGGGGGUUGUUUACGGGAUUCGGGCUGUUUCAUUACAUGAUUGAUUAGUAGAAACAUUUUUUUUUGCAGUGGAAGGCUUUCAAGUGAAAAUUGGUUACAAUCACCGUCGCGUACGAUUUUGUUCACUUCGAUGCAAGUUCGAAUGCAGGUGCCCGCAUGCUGGAAUAACAUAACCUUAAAAACAGAUAGAAGUGUCAAUUCCUUCUUGGUAAUGACGACUUUUCAGAAGAAUUUAAAAAAAAAAUACGAAGCCAAAACCGACCCACAACCAUGCCGAAUGAGAUCCCGGAAGUUUCCUUUCCGUCUUGGACGGAGCGCCUCGAGAAUCACAUAAACAUAAAUAAUUGAGAAAAGACAUCUGUGAUCUUAUUGAAUAUUAAUUAAUUGAGUUAGUUAUUAAUUAUUGUCUACCCAAGAAGCCGACUGCAGACUGCAGCAGUAAGUGAAGAAAAAAAAAGCAAACACAACCGGAAAACAAAAACCUGGAGACAACUGUGUGGUAGUCUCCUUGUAUGCGACCAGCAAUAGCAAAUCUUGUAAGAUUGUUUUUUUUUUUAGUGGACUCCAGAUAUUUCCUCACAACUUUUUCAUUUUUAUUUUGUCCAACGCGUGUGACCAUAACAACUUUCCCAAUUUGUACUCGCAUUAUUCAUCCUCUUUUAAGUGUUUUGAUUAACUGCUGUUGCACAGCAGCACCGCAGCAAAACCGGAAGCAUAGUUUUCUUUGUUAUCAUUUUAAGACAGAUUUUUCAUAUACUUUUAGUUUCAGUCAGCUGUAGUAGUUGAAGUAGAAGUUCAAUAUAUUUGUGUCACCUACUGAUGAAACAGAGGCAAAAAUCAUUGAAACAUCCAAGCGAUCAACGACCCCGACGGCAGACGGGUUUGAAUGAUUCGGUCGGUUAAAUUGUGAGAAGGCGAGAGAAGCAUUACGUUCCUUAUUAUCUUUAAAAUGUUUAGUUUUAGUGAUUGCAAAUUACCCUUUAGUAUGGUUAGUCGAGUAAGACUAACGACGACGACGGAAAGCGACGGAAGAAUACUAUUUAAAGGAAAAGAAAAUGUAAAUUUACUUUCGAGUAGCUGCUCCCAGAACUUUUAGAGAGGACGUAAAAGUUUAUUCAAACAAAAAUAUCAAAUAUUCGAAACAUGAUACUGUUCUUUCGAAAGUAAGCUGCAUAAACAAAGCAAGAAAAAAAGUAACAAUUUAGAUCUAAACAAAAAAAACAAAACUGCACUCCUGUAGUCAGCGUGCAAGAAAAGAUAGUAGAAAUUUAGGCGAAAUUAACUCUAGUUGCAUAUCAUAAGAAAAGUAAUCACAAUUACAAGAAAAAGAAAACACUCAUUCGAUUAUUUCCGCGCUGGACGGCAGCCAGAUAAUGUUCUAGUUCGGAUAUCAUCUGUAUAUUUUUUUGUUCGGUUAAGACUUUUUAGGCAAACAAACAAACAAGAAAAAACCCUCGUCCCCCUAGAAAGGUGGAGGAGAUUAUCAAAAUUGACUGUUUCGGCCUGCUCCCGUAGUCCCCCACUUGUAGACUGUUCGAAAGUCAUAUUUAGUAACGGAAACCAAAGUUCAAAAUUAUCGUUUCGGCCAAACCGUGUUGUGAUAUGGAGAAUGAAAAACAUGAAACAAAAAAGCCUAGUUCAAAUUUACGUUGUUAAGUUAAGGAGAUUGAUUCUUUUCUAGUAUUUGUUGAGUAAGAUUAGUUAAACAAAAAAAAAAAUUGGCGACUUUUUUAACACACAAAAACAUGCAUUGCAAAAAAAAACAUGGGAAAAACUGUCACGGGAAUGCUGAGUUUUUGAGCUAAAAAAAAGAUUAUUUCUGUUGCGUAACUAUUGGCUGUGAUUAAAAUGAACAAUUUACGUUUUAAACUUGAGUAAAGAAAGGAAAGCAAACACAUCAAAAAAAAAGUAAACGAAUAAUAUUAAGUAACUUAAUUAUAGGGCGCAUUGGCACGCACUUGUUUCGAACCUCGUGGAUCUCAAAAUUCGAUGUGAUUAUGUUUAGCUAUUUUAGUCACUCAACCGACAGCAAAUUAGAAAUUAUUUUUCGGCAAAUAUCGUACAAAAAAAAUUAUACUUUAGGCUUAAACAAAACAAAAAACAACAUUCAAAAUUUUUUCUUUCACCGUAAUUGAGUUAUUUAAUAUCGCGUCAUCAGGCGUCAUCGUUUCCCGGGUACGACAUUGCAUUUUGGUGUUAAAAAACGCAACCCCGCAACGCGCUGUUCUCCUCCACUUUAAAUCCAAAUGAAAAUUUAAAAACUAAACAAAAACAGACAAACCGCAGAAAUAUUUAGAAUGCAAAAAAAAAAAAGAAAUAAACAAAACAGCAAAAUUCUCAAUUUGGGUUCGCAGAGGAAAGAAGUGAAGGUAUAUUUCUAGCCGAACGGAAAAAAAGCAGUUUCGGUCGAACAUUUUCACUAAUACAUUCCAAAGUUUGAUAGGGUCUGCUCACAUACACAUACAUACACAAACACAAUUCAAACUAACUACCAUUUGACUUUUUUGAAAAAGGAGCAAAAAAUUAAAACAAAGAAAAAUGCUAAUUUUUGAUCGGGAAACUAGCAAACAAUUUGUGUUGAGGUCCUGAACAGGGGAACGAAUUUUUUGACGAGAAAUCAAACCGCGUAAAUUUUAGCUACAAAAAAGUACGCUUCUGGCAUAUUAAUUUACCAAUCUAAGUAAUUGAGGUAAAAAGUAACAAUCAACGGACGUAAAGAGCUACCUUGAGCAGUAAAGUACACGGCACAAUGCCGAAAUACUGUAUUCUAGUUUUGCUGGAUAAAUGAUAAGUUUUUUUUCUCAUGCUGCCAAAGCUCGUAAAUCUGGCGUCGUCUUCAUGUUGCGUGUUUCAUCGGAGUGUCCGGAAUAUCAUUGAAUGGUCGGACACAGCGUCGGCCCUCUGCCUUGGAGGGCAACUGUGCUACUGAGUGCGGUGAAUUUCCAGCAACUAUUCUACUACAACACAUAUCAUAUCCGGAAUAUUUUUUCUUAUCCACUUCCUAAACAUUUAAUUUAAACUUUAUACUUUUUUCUUUGUUGUUUCGCUGAGAUCCCGCUUUAUCAGAACUCAAUAUUCUUCAGUUGGACGUAGUUCUGGAUCAUUGAAUGGAUUAGUGCACACUUUCGGGAUAGUGGCAUAAAGCCAAAUGCCACAAACGGUAGAAGAAAGCAUUCAAUUUGGUAAAUUUAGGCAAAGAAAACGCCUGUUUUGACAAAAAAAUUCGGUUCCCACAGGUGCAGAUUGCUAACCAAAUGAGUUAUUUCGACAUUUUCGUCGUUUUGAAACAAAUUAUCAAACGAUGUAAUGCUUUGCUGUUCAUUGAGCCCAUGCUUUUCUAGAGGUUAUAUUCCUUGGCUCAAUCAAUCUGGGACAAGUAAGUAAAUGAUUUUCAAUGAGACUACUUUUGAACCAAUACAGGCAUUACAGCGGUCAAUAUAAUAUUCCAUAUACUUGCCAUAGGCCUCGGCCGAGAUGGCGUUCAGUACCUGCAGCGAAUUACUUUUUAAGUCCUCGAUUGAGUCAUGGCGCGUUCAUUGUUUCAUUUUUAUUAGCGACUUUAACCGUUUCUAGUCAUUCGCCGCAUCAUGGCGCGUUCAUCGGAGUGGAUAUUUUAGUUUUGGAGAUAGGAAAAGUCCCGGAGGGUGGGACAAAUCUGGCGGAUACGGUGACUCAGCGAUGAUUUUCGUUUCGUUUUUGGCAAAAAUUUCAGUCACAAUCAUGCUGGAAUCCAGUUCUUUCGGCACGAGCUUUGCCUCGACGCGUUUCAUACCCAACACAUUAACCAAAAUGAGCUGAGUCGAUCCAUAAGAGAUGCCAAAAUCCUCUUCUAUCUAAUGCUAACACCAUGAUUUUAAAGCACAAUUUCCCUCACUUUUUUGAUGUCCUCGUCGUUAACAGAGGUGAACAGAUGAGCAACAUGAGCCAUAUUUUCUACGAUCUCACGACGCUCAAAUACUUGCGUUCUCGAUACAUUGACUCCCCAAAUCAACGAUAAUCACAGUGCGAUAUUUAAGACAAGAGGCAUAGCGAUUCUUCCUCAGAGACUCGUCCCGUAUGUUAUCUUCGAAGCACAAAAACAAGCUCAAUUCUCUCAGUUUCUUCAAGCAUAAGUCUGAUGUAUGUUUCCAGCAUCGUCACGAAGCUGCUUGUCAAGAAGGAAUAUGUUCCCUUCGAAACGGUCAUUUCACAUGUAGUCGCACCUUCUGAAAAAAAAAUCUUUGUAUUUAAGAAUAGAGAAGUUGGAACUUUCUAUUUCGCCACUGGGUUACGACUCUGACAUUCGAAGAGACUUGGGCACAGCUCGUCAUUCGAAUCGUCGCUGCUUUGAUAUGGUGCUAUACUUUCUGGAAUAAAAGUUGUUCUGCACAAUAUGUUACUUGUACUGGAAAAUCAAUGGAAUUGCUUUUCGACUGGUAUGUGAUUCGUAGUGAUGCCAGUAGUCUUCGAUUCACACUGUCAUACAACCUUUCCCAAUCAGCAGAUCAUAACAAAUCUAUUAUAAAUUAAUUUUUUGUUCUGCUAAAAAAUACCAAAUUUAUAACUGAUUUUGUUACUAAAAUUGAUACCUGCUAUGAACUUGUUACUUUCUAAUCGUGUUUACAGCCAUCGCUUCAAAAUCAACCAACAAUUCUUCAGCUGAAUCGACAGCUGAUUAUUUCUCCUUUUUUCAAUUGCAAAUCAUUCAUCUAUCCUUUGUGUUCGCCUGUUUCUAGUUGUCGGGAUUGAAAAGUAAAAACUGAGCUAGUCACCCUCAAUCUGAUUAACGGCGUUUGGAUUUUUCGAUCGAAUGUGAUUCUAUCGAAUCCUUGGUACCUUCGAUUAUGCUAGCGUUAUUAGCAAUACAAAUAUUAUACGCUCGAAAAUUCAGUACACCAGAAUUGAUAUUAGGGAUGAACUUGCACCGGCGUGUGCAAAGUCUUAUGCACGUGCUCCGCGCUACUCAAUCAGGUUGCACUCUGGAAUACGUUCCCACAUAUACCAGAAUGGCCCAAAUUUUCAUUCGCCUUUCGUCUAAUUCGCCUAACAACAAACCAUCUUGGUAUAAAGCCUCAAACGCACGGCGUACGCUCUAAUUCGCUAUUUCGACGUCGUGGCAAGCAGUCGCCUUCAACCAGUAGUAGCAAACACAGACCUUCUGCUUGGUGGAAGGUUUAAUUUGGAUUGAAUUCUAGAACUGAAUUCAAAAACUGAAUUUUGGAACUGAAAUCAGAGCCUGGAUUUUGGAUUAAAUUGAAGGUUUAGAAUUUAGUUUCAGAAUCCAAGUUUAGAAUUUAAUAGAAGACAGGCUUAAAAGAUAAAACUGAGACUCUGGAACUGAAUCCUAAUUCCAUUUUUUUUUUUUGGAACUGGAUUCUUGACUUGAUUUUAGAACUGAAUUUAGUGCCUCAAUUUAAGUUCGGAAUUCGAAGCCAGAAUUCUGAUUCGGAAAUGCAACUUCAGAAUUCUGGGUAAAAAAUCCAGAUAUGAAUUCUAGAUCUGGAUUCUGGAACAAAACUUUAGAUUUGAACUUCUAAUCAGAAUUUUGGAACUGACUUCUGAACCAUAAUUUAAUUCCUAAAUUCAGUUUCAGAACCAAAUUCCAAAAUUCAGUUACAGAAUUCUUUUCCAGACAUCAGAACCUGCAUGCUUGAAUUGAAUUCGGAGCUUCGGUUCUGAAGCUGUGUUUUGGAACUAAAUUCAAUUCCCUAAUUCAAUUUUAGAAUCACGGUUCAGAGUUCAGUUCCAGAAUUUACGAAAUAAGUUCUCAGGUUCCGAAUUUAGUACUUAAUUUUCGUUCUAGUUCCUGAAUGUCCAGAAUUCAGGUUUUGGUGUAGGUGGCAAAAAGUACUUUCAUCGGAUAAAUUUUGCAAAUCGAUUCUUUUGAGAACCUUUAAAAUGUUUACAAAAUUAUUAGAAGUUUUCCUCAACUGAGUAUGUAAAUCUAUAAAAAAAAAUAGAAUAUGUUUGUCGUCAAUAAGUCAUACUUUCAUACACUGAGGUCUUUUUACGCGAUUUUUUAUCCGUUCUUCCAUGCGCUUUUCCACGCGGAUUUCCGAAGUCACGCGGUUUUUUUUUUUGCACGCAUACUUCCGAAGCAACGCGUUUUUUUCUAAGACAAAUGUCUAAAAAAAUUCAAUUACGGAAAUCUCAAAGUUCCCAAAGUCCGAUUUGUUUUCAAAAAUAUUUUUUUUUUAGAUUACACCAAAUCUGGACGUUUCAAGAUAUUUGGCGGUUUUUUAACGCGGAUUUCAGAAGUUACGAUGGACUUUACCUAGAAUCGUUUUUUCAAUCACACUAAACCAGUGGAUCCCAAAGUGGUCCGUACUGCCCACCUGUGCCUGAGAAAGGAUCAAAGCAUAUGAAUUCAUGACAAAUUUAUAUAGACAUGUAGAACAAUUUUCAAUAAAUGUUUUCUACAUCCCGUUCAAGCAGGACCAAGCAGAUGUCAAUAAUGAAUCAUUCAAUUCUUAUGAGAUUUAUAAGAGAGACAAAAAAAAAGUGAACAUUUCAAAACUUAAUGGAUGUUAUGAUCUGAUCAAAAGUUGGUCAAACAAGAUUUGAAUCAAGUCUGUAUUCCAAGUUCAAUUCAUACAGAGUAUAGAAAAAAUAUAAGCCAGGUUGGCGGUUUAACGCAUACGGCGCUGGUCUUGCAAGCCGGUUGUCAUAUGUUCGAGCCCCGACCUGGAAGGAUUCAUAGUGUCAGUAGGAUCGUAGUACUAGCCAUGCAAUGAUUCUGUACGGCUGCGAAGUCUGUUGAAACAGAAAGGCCAAAUUCCACCAAAGGAAUGUAAUGCCAAGACUUUGACUUGAUAGAAAAAAUAUUUACUCAAGCUUCCUUCUUAGCAAAUGCGAUUUCCCGGGCCUUUUGUUUGACUCUUUUUAGUAAGUUUCGUAAUACAUCGGUAGUAACUUCCCACACCAGAAGAUCCUACAGCUUGUCUGUUUGCCGUAGAUCGCAUCUCGCUGAUAACAGCCUAUCGCUUCUUCUUUAGUUUGCGCUUGGCAAUGUCCCAAUAUCUAAUGGACGUAACUCUGGCGUCGUGGAAGAGUUCAUGUCCUUGAGCAGAACGUUAUUCGUGGAAUAUCUGGAAGGAAAGAAAACCAGGCGCUCCGGUGCAAAACUAUUUUGGUUGAUGAUUCCGGUAGUGAUUUAAAUGUCACUCAUCAAGCCAUUGCUACAGAUGGUUCGCCAAACGUGAUAUUUUUUUAGCUCAAGGUUUUAGAAAUCCUCUGUUCCAGUAGCCGUUGAAUAUUCCUGUUCUGGGAGCUCUUUCAAAUCUGAAAGUCUUGAAGUUCAUCAGCUGCUUGCACGAUCGAAUGACUUGAUUUGCUUAUCGCACGGUUUAGAGUUACCACAUUCUUGUAAGUGGACAAUCCUGCUAGUUUGUUAAUUUGAUGCACGGUUGUACAAAACAUUCCCUGCUUGCUUGUGAAAUUUUUUAUGGAGAAUUUGGGGUUCCGCUUGAAAUAGAUGGCCACUCUUUUCGACAUUUUUGCCCCAUACGGCGUUCGAUUUAAAUCCUUCCCAAUUCAGUCUCCUUGGCGGGCGACAAACGUUCUCCAAACAUCCAUUUUAUUACAUUAGUAUCAGUUAGUUUCUGAUUCUGUACGCUAUGAAUCGGCGAUUCCACGAAAGAAAAGUAAUACCAAGAAUUUAUCCGUUACUUUUGCCAGCAUUUUCAAUUUCGACUACUUCGCGUGCGAGUAGUUUGCAUUUUCGCGAUGGGCGAGCAAAAUUUCGACACUCUGUUACUUUUGUUUCGAUGACAUUUUAACAACCGAGAAGCAAAUAGAAAAAUUAAACAGUCGGUGACAUAGUGUACUUUAUGUACGCAAGUCAACUUGCAAUUGCAACGCGAUCAAUUUAAUUAGAACAGAAAUUUUUGAGCUUCACAUGUGAACUUUUGAAGUUUAAACGUAAUAUGGGAUGUCGGAAGUUUACACAAUCUCCGCAUCUUGUCCAACAACAGGCUGAAGAUGGAGAUUUGCAGGAAUGUUGCGCUCAUUUAAAAUUCUAUCAGAAUGACUUUAUUUCGGGAUCAAAGUUAUUCAACGUUUGCACCAAGAAAUUUGCAAGUGAGGUGAUUUGCAAAUCUACAUUAUUGAGGUUGUUUUUUCCAGAUGUUGAAGAAUUAGUCGCAAAAACUAAUGGGUCGUACGAAACUGUCAGCUAUUUUUAUCUCAGUCCUAUACCAAAAUUUUAGAAAACUUAUCCCACACCUAGGAAAAAUAUAUAGGUUACAAAAAAGCAGACUGAAAAACUGACUGAAAACAUCGAAAUACGAAACCUGGCGAAAUCAAUUCUCAAAGACAGUUCUUUACUCGGAGCCUGCUCCGAUGCGGGAUAAUCGUUCGGCCAAUUGAACUACUCCAGGAGUGAUGAAACACAACUGAGUAGACUCCCCGAUAUAAAGAAACAUUUUUUUCAUUCGUAAUUCAAGUUAUCUAAAAAAACUAAAUUUUAAUUCAUCAAUUCAAAAUUUUUAAACUUAAUGGGUAGUAGAAAGACUAAUGUAUCCAAAGUGGGCAUUCGGCCUGCACUAAACAAAGAUGAACUUCAAGUUUAAAGAAAAUUCUGUCGAGAAAAAGGGAUCGGAAACGUUUUAAAUCGCAGUAGGCUCCAAUUUUUAAUAAUGUACCUAUGAAAGAUCCAAACUCAAAUUCUCUGUUUCUGGACACCAAAUGGUCUGAAUUUUCAAUUAAUAGCAAUUUAACUUAAAACUUAACCCAAUCCCGUUUUGAUCGCAACUGCUGUCAAAUAAAUGGAUUUGACAGCGUUCAGUGUUGGACCCGGCUUAGUUUUUGCUUCGAGUAGGGUUACCACCUCGGAUGCAUUCUUCGCCCUAGGAAAAAAAACUUCUCCAUGUGACUUUCCGGCGUAUCAAAUCAUACGCAUCUGAGUACUAGAGUAUAUCUAACUAUGGAUCUAAUUAUCGGAAGUUCAAUGAUGCGUGGGAUUUGCGCAUUAUUGUGUCGGAGUGAUCUGGUUCUUUGAUUAACAACAAAGUUUUAGUCGAGGAGUACUUAUUAGUGAACUUUUGGCUCCCGAAUGGUGAGAAGCUAAUCAAAAUUAAAUUUUGUUUUAGCCAUCUUUACUUAAAGUCUUUCUUUAGCAUCGUCUCUUUUUUAAUGAGAUGUAAUGAAUUUGAUAACUUAUACCUGAUUAGGCCUCUUUCAAAGUGUAUUCACAAUUUUAUUAACUUUAUUUGCACUAUAAAAUUUCUAUAUUGGAUCUCGUUGUGGUUGUUAUAUUUCAAAACUCUUUGGGACUUAACUGAAACAGCAAAAAAAUGAAGAUGAUUUUAUGCCACUUAUGAAACUAACGGAAAUUCUUUCAUGAUUUAUGUCCUAAAAUUUCACCAGCUGUUAGAGUUAUAGGUAAAGUAAAAUCCACUGAAAGACUCUGGCAAUAAUUCAUUCCUGAUUUGUACCAGUAUAAAAAGAGUUCUGGUGUAACAAACACACAAUUUUGACGGUACUUUUUCAGAUGAAAUUGAAUUGAAGAAGGUGAACGAGCUCGAAUCCUAUCUGCAGAAAUUAAAAACUAUUUCAUUUUUCGCUGUUCCAGUUCAUCAUCUAGAUUUUUCAAAUCUUUCUGUGAUUAUAAUUUUGCGCCAUCUUUCCGGCGAACGACCAAAAUUCGGUUAAAGCCGGGUAUAAAUAAACGAUAUAAAAAAAAAUUUUGCGCCAUAACGGGAUAAGAAUUUUAGAAAGUCGUCGGACUACAGCCAUAAUUCAAAGUGUGGCUAACACUUGUUUUUCCCAGAGAAAAAUAUUUUGCCCAGGUUGGUGUUUCAAUGCAGUGGGGACUGUUCUUCUCAUUCAGUUGUCGUAUGUUCGAGACCCGACCUGGAAGGAUUCUUAAUGUCGGCAGCGAAGUCUGUUGAAACAGCAGGGCAAAUUCCACAAAAGGAAUGUUGUAAUGACAUGGCUUUUUUCAAGACAUGUAUGAUUUUGCACAUACACUUGCUGAAUGGCCAUAUUCUGUUUUGUAAUACACGGCAAUUUCUCGUCAAAUAAUUCACGUACAACCUUUUUAGGGCCCGCACAUUACACAUCAAGUUGAUUACCAUUAUUUAACGAAAGUUCCACACAUUGAAACACACCGUUUUUUUUUUUCAAGUGAAGCAAAUCAAGAAGUAAAAUAUUUAAAUAUUAUUUACGAAGACAAACUAACAGAAACAUCCAGCAAGCAAAGCCAGCGAGCGAGCUAAGAACAGGAAAUAUUUCUAAAAUAUUUUGUUUACCAUAGCUGAAAGUUCCUUUUUGUUAAUUCUGUUGUUUAGUAUAAUUUUUAACUUAAAUUAUUAUUUUUUGCUUAUUUUUAUUGUGACCAGCAGACAGACGAAUGUGCUAACGAACUACCACUACUUGUUUUUUUUUACAUUUAAGCGAAACAGACGAAAGGCAUUGAAAACUAAUUUAGCAGAAGGCAGAUGAUUGAUUAGGAAGAUGGAAAGGCUAAAUGGUAAACAGCAACCAACACGCAUACAAACAAGUAAAUUCACGCAGUUACAAGGGAUAAACCAUCUCCGAAACAGGUGGAGAACGCAAGAAAAACAAGAAUAUAAAUAUAUUUAUUUUUCAUAUAUUUACAUAAUAAUUUCAGCAGAUUGAACGUUACAAGAAGGCAAAACAAAAAAAAACAAGUAAUAGAAACAAUAUUGAAUAGAACAGAACCAUACUCUGAACAGGCAUGCAGAAAUACAUAUACAUUUUUCUUAAAGUGUAACAGUUGAGCUACUGGAAGGUAUAUUAUUAAGAGAAAUUGAGAAUUUUGUUUAAUUCUGAACCAAACAGCACACCCUGAGGUUUGAGUAUAACAACAACAACAAAAAAAUGACAAACUGAAUCAUGCUUUAAGAUAUGAUUCCGUUUCAAUGUGAACCCAUAAGCUCGUGUGUAUAAAGUAAAUGAUGUAAUAAUAAUGAAAAAUCAAUUAUUAUACUAAUUCUAUAUACAUAAAGUAAGAAAUUAUUUUAGUACUAUUGUAAUAGUAAGUAUAUGCGCAAGAUAAACAAAAAAAAAACAAUUAUAGCAAUAAUUAUCACUUAAAAUAUCUUGCAAAUUAAAAAAAAAAAAAAAGAAAUACAAAAAGAAUUAAACCAUAGGAUUUAAACAUAAGAACAUAGAACAUAUUUAUAUGAAAAAAUAUACCUUUUAUACGAAAGCAUGAAAAACUGAAAAAAUAAACAUAUAACACAUAACAGUUACACACGCAUACAAAGGAAAAAUUAGUUCAUGCGAUUCUCACUUUGAAUACACGAACACACACGCAGAACCACGCACCGUCUACACACCCAUCAUCACGAGUAUCUCGUCCCGAGGGGCGAAACACGUUUUUUGGCACGUAGAACAUCAACAGAACCUGAAAUUUAACCUAUUUCUUCUCAGACCGACAAACGUAUCAACAACUGAAAUUUGCUAAAUAACAAAACUAUUUUUCUAUCGUGCGAAAUCCGGUCGCCGACACAACUCACACAGACACACACACAUACACCCAAACACACAACUCGCCACGUUCUAUCGCUAAAGCCGAAACGGACGGUUCCUCACAGCCGUUGCGAACGUUGCGCAAUGUAGAGUAGCAAACCCGACUACGUUAUACAACUCACACACAUACAUACACAAAAACAAAUUCGACUGAAAUCGAAACUUUAGCCUGGCGGAAAGGCACGGAAGUGCACACGGAAAAGUUUACUGCGCGUUUGACGCGAUUGCAAACGGAAAGUUUUCGAUUUUUAGUCAAUUUGUAGCUUAGAGUGCCUCUAAAUAAAAGAAAAAAAAAUGAAAAUAUAUAAAGUUGAAAUAGUUUUGAAACCAAUAUUAAUACAAGAAAAAAGGAAAAAAAAUGUAGAAAGCAGAACAAAAAAAACCAUAGAUCGUAAGAUUGAUCAUAUAACAAAACACACAAUAAAACGAGUCGAGCGAGGAAGAUAACGGUUCGGAAUAGAACACCCAUACAUGCAUACAUACACCUAGCAGAGAGAGAGAAAGAGGAGAGCCGGCUCUGCGCAGCAAUGCACACACGAGCACCACGUUCAGAAAAGCUCAUUAGUAGACAACCAACAAAAAAAAAAGAUAACUCACACAAUGUUAAGGCGACACGAAAAAAUAAAACCCAGAAAAUGCUUCAGCGUUCAUGGCAUCCUCUGACGGUUGCGAUUUUUUUUUUCUUUCUGACAUUCAGUGGCGGCUGCCGCGCGGCUGCGGACACACUUGCAAGUUGUCGCUUUUUCAGUUCGGUGUUAAAUUCGCAUAAGAUAAUACACAAUAAUCUGUGAUUUUGAUAAUAACAAAAUAAGAAGAAAAAAAAUUAAACAUUAAACAAAAGAUGUUUGGAAGUUUUUACGGAGAGAAAACAUUUUGAAAGUCUAAAUUCGAAAUUAUCCAAACAAUACGUAACGGUAAUUGUUUGGGAAACCAAUAACCAGUAUAAGUAAAUGGAAAAAGAAAAAGAAAACGAUUGGCUGUAACUUUUUAGGAACUGACACGCUUUAUUUGGCAUUUAUAUUUUCGGCAAACGAUACUAGUCAAAAUUCAAAAUUGUGUACCAAAAUUUUAGCUUUAUUGUUAUUAUCAUAAUUGAAUUCGGUUCAUUUUUUUUAUACAAAUUUGGCAUAUUGUAUAAGAAAAUUUAAAAAAAUAAACAAUACAUACUGAACGUUACGGAAAGUAAAGGUAAAAUUAUAUAAAGUCGAUAAAACAUAAGUUAAGAUUCUGCGUUUCAAACAAAACAUAAAAAAACUGAGUAAAAAUUUGUUCGAUUUUGGAUGGCAUACAUUAUAAGUGUAAAAGAUAUUUAAAGUAUAUAAAAUCUGAAUGGCGCUACGGCGAUGACUGCACAGUACACGAGUGAUUCCACAGAAUAAUAGGAGAAAACUAUAAAAUAGCGCGCACGCUGCAAAUGAGUCUAGCUAUUUAAAUACCAGUUUACGGAGAAAAAAAGAACAAGAAAUAAAACAAUUGGCUUAAACAAACAAAAAAUGACAACAAACAACCGUGUUUCUCGGGAAAAUAGGUACGCAUGGUGUCCGGCAUUCUUCGACCGAUAUAGUGAGGCUUUUUUGUACCUUUUUUCUUUGUUGACUCUAGGAAUAGCGUACAAGAGAAUACACCCCCAGUUUAUUUAUAAAAGAGUUUUCGUUUUCGUAAAAUAGAAUAAAGUUCUCGUAUUCAACCAAACAAGUGAGCAGUACCUUUCGAAUCAGUUUCAGUUGUUCUUUCAGUGAAAAGUACUACCAGUAUUUCGAAUCGCAACUACACCAACACUCACUCACUUACUCACACUCAAAUCACACAUACAUACAGCAUAGAACAAGGAAAUAUAAAAGGAAUAAAUAGCUCAGGGCAACUCAAAUUCUUCCAUAAUAUAUCAAUAGAGAAACAAGACAAAACAAAAACCAACACCUUAAACAGAACCGAACAAUUAAAACCAAACAAAACUACAAACACACAAGAUGGCGAAACUUCAAAUCAGCAAACAAAGGAAAAGCGAACGAAUUGCGAGAAUCCGCUUGAACUGUACAUUUUGUUCGGAACGAAGUAAAAUAGAAGAGAACAAAAAUCCAAUAGAGCAAUAAACUUAAUAAAUAUUUUUACCGAACCUCGAACCGGCUGCGAGCAAGCGGUUCAAGUUCACACAACCACAUACAACAAGCCGUUAAACCAGUGAUUAGUGCACUGUUUUCUUCUGAUUCGCUAGCCCCGAAUUGCUGAUAGUUUUGUUACUUGUUUUGAAAUACUCCAUCCACUAUCCCACUAACACACACAAACACACAUACAUACUCUCGAAUCAACAGCCUUAUGAAGGUUCACUGGUACAACUGGUCUAAGAACGCAAUAAAACAAUUCACCAUUGAUGUUAUCAAUUGAAGUACUAGCAGAAGAAGAAGAAGAAUCUACAGCGACAACAACAACUCAAAUAACCUCCAAUCCUUAGUUUUCGAGAUGAGAAUGAUGCAACAUCAAGUGUUCUUUCAUAUUAAACGGUUACAAUGAUAGCCGUUGAAAAUUACAAUGGGAAGAUGCAGACAGAUAUAUACUUGUUCAAAGACGAUAAUUGAUUAUUUGCAAUAGUUAUACCGAUAUACUGUGAGAACGCAACAGGAGAAAACAAACGUAAACAAUAGAACUGGUGAUUUUUUUUUACAUAUACAACAUUACAAUUGUUAAGAAGCAAACAAACAAUAGGCGUUAUAUAUUAAACAAAACUAAACGAAAACAAAAAAAAACUAACUCAAUCCUUAUUUGCACAGCGCGUACUACAAAUAUUACUAUAGUAACGAUGACAGGAAAUAAACGGAAAUAGGAAGCAAAGAGAGAGAGAGAGAAAAAAAAACUACACAAACAAACAAACAAUAGAUUUCAAACCGGAAUAGGUUCGUUUUUACAACAAUAGCUAAAGUAAAGUUAUAUAAAGAAAGAAAACCAAACAAUAAAACACUCAUCUCACGUUAGUAAAUCGUUUGAUUUUAGCAGCAUCGAAAAAACAAAGAAUAUAACGAAGAAAAUAAUGGAUAAAAAAAAUGUUCCACUCCCUUCGGAAAGAGUUGACAGCAACAGGGUUGUUCGAUAGUGCUACAUACAUACAUAGUUCUGAAGAGUGGUUAAAGCAGGUCUAACUGGAUCCUAGUUUUCAAGUGUGAAUUGACGUUUUAAACAGUUUUCAGUGCAGUUUAGUUCUUUGACUAGUUAAAAACAAUUGAUAAAACGACACAACCACACAAUAACUCUGCAAAGAACGUUUAAACUAUGUAAUUUUGAGAAUCCCUACAAGGGAGAGCUCUAUGAGUUUGUUCGACCUGUUGACUUUUUGAGUACCCCAAUCCUUCAACUGAUAACUGGAUAACUCUUCCAGUAUUUGGGUGGCCCUGAAAAGGGCCGUUUUGUUUGUAAGUGUUGGUAAUGACACAGUACAGACAUGUUCAAGAGAGCGAUAAAAAUUGAUCAUUUUUGAAAUUUGAAGUCUUGAUCUUUCAGAAAUUAUCUCAACACCCCAUAUACUUUUUCUAACUGUUGUAUCUGCUAGAUAAAUGUGAAAAUUGAGAAAAUCUUCCAAGAAACAAUCAUUGGUUGAUUAUCGCUUAUUUUUACAAUAAUGGUAUUGUUGUAUUAAUAUAUAAACAUUUUCGUUUUUCUUUUAAAUUCCACGUGAGUAAAUAAACUCGCGGUGGUGUAUCGAUCAUUGCAACUGCCUUCAACCGUGCACUGGUUUUACCGCGAGUUGGAGCUUCAUUAUCCCUCUCUCACAGCUACAGAUUAUUGUUGUGACGUUAUUUUAGGCAUCUUCACCAGACUAUUCCUGUGUUUAUGAUCAUUAUCCUCUUAAAGCACCGAAUCUCACACUUCACUUACCUUGCUUAUUAGCUCAGGCACGGAUACGUCGUAAAUCCCCCUCCAUUUGUUUGAUUCUCCUUGCUCACUGUGUUCCUUGUGUCAAUUAGAAAAAAGGAGGGUGGGUAAUGUCAGAGACAUAACUAGAUGUCGUGAAUACGAAAACAACUGACAUGUUCCUUAACACUUCCGAAUAUCAAUUAGUUGAUCAAUUGUAUGAAUUUGCAAGCAUUCCCCUUUUUCACAUUUUUCGCAAAAACAAAGAAGGCUUCACUUGAUCUCGAUAACUGUGAAUUUCACACAGCGAAAAGUGCAAAAAUUAAAUCAAACAGUUCUAGAUUUGCACUAAACUGAGAAUAUUUCUCUUCGAUUUGCGAGCAAGAAAUCCUAAUAGUUCUUUAGAAAACUUUUAGAGCCAUUAGAACGGCUGAUUUUGAGUAAUGUUCUCCAGCGUUGCUUUUUCACCAAUGCAAAUGACUGGUAGCUGUGACGUAAUCGUCGGAGGCGAAACUAGUUUUGCAAACGACACAAAAUACAUCUGCUCGCAGUGGCGAUAGAAUCCAAACUGAUCCAAUUUUUGUUGAGAGGCUUGUUUUUACCUGAUUUCGUUUGUAACUUUUUCACUAAUGGGUGGUUCUAACGGCUAUAAAAAUAGCCGCACACAGAAUUUUAAUGUCGAUUAUUUCAUUUCGGAUUUGCAUUUCAUUGAAAGAAACUAUCAGGAUGCUGUACGGGAUUCAUUCCUGCCUUUCAGAAGGAUCAAAUUGUGGAACUCACUACGAUAUUAAACACUGUUCCGAACAUUUUUCUCGAACGAUUUGUUGUACAGCAGCAGAUAUUUUUUCAUUUCCUCAGAACGCCUUCCGAUUAGCUGGUGUUGACAUGGGUCAAAUGAGACCGGUUUUCGAAAAAAUUUCGAUUCUAUUGGUAGUUAGAUUAUAUAAAUCCUUCCACAGAUCACUGAGCUAUAAGCUUUAAAAAUACGAGAAAGGCAAACGAGCCUUAUGAAUUAUCCUCUUUGAUACUCGUUUAUACCAAACAUUUCAGAAAAGUUCAAUUUUGAAUUAUUUGAGAUUAUGUCACACAACUGAACAUUUUAUCAUAAAAUUGUGAUCAUAUUUCCGAUGGCAUGUAGCAAAGAUUAUGUUGAUUCGUUUGAUACAACAAAAGAUAUUCACGAUCAAAAACUUAUCACUCUCUCAGAGGGUAAAUUUUGAAAAUACGUCCCAUAGUAAAGUUAGUCGUAUUCUUAACAAAAAAUCACAAAUUUGCACAGAAAGUAAUCAAUAAUUUAUGCUUGGGAUUUGUUGAUGUGAUAAUACGACUAUAUUAUUCUAUAUUAUAUACUUGGUCUUAAAAUUUUUCCCCAACUAUGAUUGUACAUUCCCAAUUGAUAAAACACACAUGAUGAAAAUCAAUUGAAGCCAAUCAGUGAAAAAAUGUAGUCAAGCCGAAUUAACCGUGCAUGCCCAGCAAGAAAAUGACAUAAUUCCUCCUGCGUUACUUUGACUCCGGCCGGAAUACAGUCAGAUUUUUUGCCGGCCGUCCGAGUUUUUCACAAGCGGGCUAAUACAAAAGUGACAGAGAAGGAUUUACUAUUUAAAACAUGUUCUAAUUUCGUGAAAAAAUUAUAGUUAUAAACGGCAUGAUCACCUAUGCUUUUUUAACUAUAAUUUCACUAACUCAUUGUGGAUUGUGAUUCUCGCGAUUUUAUAUCUUAUAAGAUGCACAUAAAUGGAGCGUCGUAUUUCACGCAAAUUUAUAUAAAAAAUAUAAAAUUGUGCGAUUUAAAAAAAAAACAUGGAACGUGCCACAGUCAGUGUUGGAAGAAAGUGUAUUUCAUUCUUCGUUAGUCAGAGAUAUAUCCGUCUCUUGCCAGCGAAACCUGACGGAGGGCUAAGGCGCAAAUAUAUACUCAUCAUAGUAUGCUUUGCCACCACCAAACAAUAGUCUCACGUUCUGCGGGUAUACUUUCGAACAGGGUUUCUACGUAGUCGAUGGGCAGACUCCGCCACAUUUCUUUAAUUUUGCGUUGCUACUGUUUUGAAUCGUGCACUGGUUUUCCCGCGAGUUCGAGCUUAACUAUCCUCCCUCACAUUUUCAAUCCGGUUGGCAUCCGGUGAUUGUAAGCUGCAGGUGACGUUGUUUGUCGUUUUUCUUCACUAGACUACUCCUGUGUUUUGGAUCAUUAUUCUUUUGAAGCAUCCAAUUUUUAUGGUUGCUCCAUAUUUUAUAUGAAUAGUUCAAACAACCAAAACUACAGUUGGAGAAGCACCUCCAAACAUCAGCUUGUAUCGGGUAUUUGAUUUUCGUUUUCUUCAGCCCACAAAUAUUUUACCUUCACCUCUCGAAAUAGUCGUUAAAUCGUGUCACCAGUGAGCCCAAAUAUGUGAACUCGUCAAUCACCUUGAUUGUAGAAAUUGGUGGUAGGAAAUAAAGUGUUUCAUCUUUAUAACCUUAUCCUCUCAUGUAUUUUGGUUUCGACGCUUUUUUUGCCAGCCUGAUGCGCCUAACUUCGACUUUCAGUCCGAUGUAUGUUUCCAUCAUCUUUUCAAAGUUAUGUGUCAUAAUAUCAAUGUCGUCAGCGAAACCAGAAAAUGUAUGGACUGGAUCGGAAGAUUGUACCAGUCCUCGCUCUUCAAAUCACAUUUUCCAAAGCUAUAUUAAACAGGAGACAGAAGUGUCAUUACCUUGCCGCAACUCUCUACCCUCCUCUAUCUUCACAGCAAAAAAAUAUUUAAUUUACAGGAGAUUUAAGCUUCUAUAUGACUAAAUUCAUAGAAACGUAAUUCGCUAAAUAACUGAUUUUUCGAUUUCGAUUUUUCGAUAUUUUUCGAUAGAAAUUAGAAUCAGAUAAAAUUUAGCCUUGGUUAUCGUCCAAAAGUGAUCAAUCAUUUCGAGUUAGUCACCUUGUGGUUUGAUUCUACUUUGAAAUUCGCUAAGCAACGGUGAAAUUUUCCUUACACAUUACUCUUGUUUUUGGGUGGAUUCGGUUUCUAUAAAAACUCAGAUGAUUUCACACUCAUAAUUCAGUAAGUGUUUUGUAUUUGCAUUUCUCAUAUAGCAAUGCAAUUGCAAUUUCUGUGCAAUCACCGAUUUUUGAACCUCAGAUUCGAAUGGAAGGCCUCAUAGAUUAUUUUUAAAUUUCAUAUAGAUCUGACUUCCGGUUCCGGUAUUACAGGGCGAUGAGUGAAAAAACUGCAAAUUCAAAAGUUUGCAUUCAUAGUAGAAAGUGUAAAAUUGAUCUAAUUUUUCCAAAAUAGUAAACUAAUUCCUCUAGUGAACCGGUCUUGAAAGUUGAAGACCACAAAAACUUACAUAGGACAUUCCAGUUCCCGAAAUCCGCUUCCGGAAGUACCAGAAAUAAUGAUCCAAAACUGGAAAAACCAGUUUUCAAAAACUUACCCUUAAACAAAAGGGAUUAUGGUCCCAUAGAACGCUAUUGAAUUGCAUUCGGAUCCGAGAACCGGUUCUGGAACUAAAGUAAGGUAAAGUGAUUUUAAAAGUGCUAACCUUCAUUCAGAGCGACGAUGCAAAAUAGGCAAAAAAUCUUCUAAAUUCUAAAUGAAUUAUUGUUUGAAACUCAAUCGUACAAGCCACUUUGAUAAACUGGUUGCACUGCAUAUAUGAAUACAUAGAUCUAUGCCAUACGUACCAAAUAACAUGUACGUAAUAGAAAAAUUACCAACACAACUUAACUUGGUUUACUCUUGAUCCUUAAUCCAACGGUAUCGAAUUAUCCAAGUUGUCACUUCCAGUCCAAGCGCCUUUUUGAUUGGUUAUCCGUUUUCUUCCUCGUGUUUGUGAUUCCCGUUGUGCGUUUGUGAUCAUAUUCUAUGAGCAGCCAAGAGGUUCUGCGAUUUCUUUAAAAGUUUCACCAUCAUUUCUUAAGUUUUUGUAUAAGACGCCUGUCAACGGAGACACAAUUUCUAUUUCGGCCCAUUGUCUGUCUACAAAAAAAAAACUUUGCACCAUUUCCUGAAAUAUAUGUUCAGCAGUUUCAAAUACUUACUUUUCCUUACAAACAAUCGUAAAUCAAUUGACAAUUUUCAUAAAAAAAAACAAAGUUAUCAUUUUUUCCACUGAGAUGCUGACCUUCACCAGUUAAACAUUUUUCUCGCGCUCGAACUACACUGAUAAAAAUUUGCACGAUCGAUUCAUAUGUAAACACCACUACAAUUUAAUAUGCUUUCUCAUAUCAAUACAUAACCAAAACGAUUUGUUUUAAAAUUUCAUGUGCAAAUUCACUAAGACGCAAGAUUAGAUUAUUUUUCAUUAUUGAUUGAAGUGUUUUGCUAUUGAAUCGAACUACAUAUGUUUAUGUUUUCUAUCUAGUGGGAAUGAGUACAGCACAAAUGUAUGUGCCAAACACUUGAAUCGGUCAACUCUGUUUCAAUCAGAGAUGCCAGAUAUUAUCAUAAAAAAUCUGUAUUUAUCUGUAU
Messenger RNA from Malaya genurostris, 25715 nucleotides. RefSeq names its product protein tramtrack, beta isoform (gene mamo). Gene Ontology annotation, biological process: regulation of transcription by RNA polymerase II. Gene Ontology annotation, cellular component: nucleus. The record is from RefSeq and is a predicted model, not a curated record. NCBI's taxonomy places the organism in Eukaryota, Metazoa, Arthropoda, Insecta, Diptera, Culicidae. The transcript has 9 exons. Gene Ontology annotation, molecular function: protein binding. The coding region runs from base 2499 to 5045 and encodes 848 amino acids.